UUUCACUCUAAGCUAAAGAUGCUUGUAAGACACAAGGAAUGGCAGUCAUGAUUAACAAUAUUAAUAUUUAAUAUUUACAGAAAGAAUAAUAACGCUGUUCUGAAUACUACUGCUCUUUGUACGUUCUUUUUGGGCACAGCGGCUUGCCGUAGAAUUGGCGGGUAUUUCCAAAAAAAAAGAAAAAAACGUAAACAAAGCAAAGGCGACGAUGGAGGAACCCAGCGCUUCAGGAGAAAAUGAAGAUGUGAAGCAAAACGAAAAUGUCUCCACCGGGAAACAGACUGGUGCGACAGCAGCUGGAGAAGACGCUUCCUCGGAGGUGUCCAAGGCAGAGCCUGACGGCAAAGCGGCGGAGGAGGCGACCGUUCGGUUCAACCGGCUCAAGCUGUUCGAUAAAGUGAUUCAGAAGAGCAUGAGCAAGUUCAUAGAGCAUGCCAGUUUUAAGGUGUUUGCCAGCAUGUUUCGUCCGCUGUACAAGAACGACGUUGAGCGGAUGGAGGAAAUUCAUCAUCAGUUCACGGAGAUGCUGAAGAAAUCUAUACAGGAGGACAUCAUAAAACUAAUGGAGGAAGGAAGAUUGGAGUCCAAAUUUAAUGAGCUGGACAAGCUGGAAGACGAGGUCAAGGAUAGUCCAGAGCCUGCAUGGCGGCCCAGUGGAGAUCCGGAGCAGGACUUCUGCAGCGUUGUGAUGCCGUACUAUCAGAAGCAAAGGGCCUACAUGAAGCUGGAGCUGAAACGGAUUCAAGCAGAGAACGCCGCGCUGGCAGAGAAGGUUCAGGCGGGGAGAGAGCGCAUUGCUCAGACAGAGCAACACAUUUCUACAGCUGUGGAUGAGUGGAAGACGACGGUGACCGAAUUUGAAAGAUUGGCUUCAUCCCUUUGCACAGCUAAUUUAUUUGAUGAGUAAUUUUUAUUUAAAAAAAUUUUUUAACAUAGCAAAC
This is a messenger RNA of Fundulus heteroclitus (mummichog), 941 nucleotides long. Its product is annotated as polyamine-modulated factor 1-like. The transcript is spliced from 5 exons. Bases 209 to 907 code for a protein of 232 amino acids. Lineage: Eukaryota; Metazoa; Chordata; Actinopteri; Cyprinodontiformes; Fundulidae. Gene Ontology annotation, cellular component: MIS12/MIND type complex. Gene Ontology annotation, biological process: chromosome segregation. The record is from RefSeq and is a predicted model, not a curated record.